AUGCAGCCCAGAGCGGGUCAAUCCCGGACACAAGUAGCUCGACCUGCCGCUCGGUACAGGCCGGGCAAAAGCCUAGCGGGCCAGGCAGACGAGCGCUACUCUUCCGACGAGAGGUCUUCGGGUGACGAAGCGCCAGGACGAGCAUCCAAUUCCGCUCAAAAUGAUACAGGCUUGACCUACUUUCAAGUCGGGCCCAGUUCGGGAAUUGGAUCGACCAAAAAGGAUAUUACGCUAGAUCUGAAAGAUGUCAGAGUGGGAGGGGAGCAAGCAGAAGAGGAGAGCGAGUACGAGACGGAUACAGAUGAGGAACAAGAUGUCAAGGCUCCUGGCUUGCCGCAUUCGAGAGCAGGGUUCGGGAGAAUGCCGCCAACGAAGAAGGGGAGCAGCGAGGAGUACGAGACGGACACGGGCUCGGACGAGGAACAGUCUUCUGAAGAAGAAGAGAAGAGACCAAUGAUGGUCAAACCCAUUUUUGUCCCAAAGUGAGCGAUGCUGCGUCAGUUUCUCUCGCGGUCCCUUUGAUAAUGUCGUUGACAAGCGUCCGUCUGCGUCUCUGACAGGAGCAAACGAACCACUACUGCAGCGCCUCCAGAUAUGCCCAGCAGUGAUCAGGCUCGUGCAGUGCCACAAAAGACGGAGGAGUCACUAGCACCUUUACAAACGCUCGACGCAGAUGCUUUGGCGGAAUUCAAAGAGGCAGAAAAGCAAAAGCAACGGAAGUUGCAAAGUCAGCAGCUGGCGGCGCAGAGCAUUGGGAGACAGCUUCUGGAAAGUAAGUUGGACUGAAGUAGCGCGACAGCACACAAGAUAUUCCUUAAAGAGGCUCAUGCUCAUGAGUUCCUGUUGUUUUUUCUUUAUCAACGUGCGCAGAAGCAGCAGCUGAAGCCGUGCCGGAUCUGGACGACACUGAUGGGCUGGAUCCCGAAGAAGAGUUUCAAUCCUGGAGGUUACGAGAGCUAGAGCGUCUAGCUCGCGAGCGAUCUAAAGCUGACGCUGCCCAAGCCGAAAAGGCCGAAAUUGAGCGUCGUAGAGCGAUGCCUUCCGCUCAAAGAGAUGCGGAGGACAUAGCGCAUGCAGAAAAGACUCGGCAAGAGAAAUUGGAGAGGAGGAGGGAAGCUCUAGCCCUUGCUUCGGCCGACGGAGGGGGCGAAUCUUCUUCUGCUGUCGGUGCGGGUGGGAAGUAUUACCACAAGGGUGCAUUCUAUCAGGGCGGUCCCAAUGAAGACGAUGAGAUUUUCAAGAGAGAUUAUCAAGGACUUACGGAAGGACAAGUGGAUAUGAAGCUGUUACCAAAGGUGAUGCAGGUCAAAGACUAUGGCAAAAAGGGAAGGAGCAAGUAUACCAACUUGAAAGAUCAAGACACGAGCAGAUCAGGCAAAGAUCCCAGAUUCGAGCAAAGGCGCAACGGCGAAGCUGGGCAAGGCUGCUUUCGAUGUGGCGGAGAUCACCUGAAGAAGGAUUGUCCAGAGACUUGGGUGGAUACCCACGGGAGAGGGCCUGCAAGUAGAACCUCGACAGGCGCCAACUCGUACCGAGCAGACGGCAGGCGGAGAGAGUGGGGCGGUGAAGUCAGAGAUGAAGAGCGCAUGGAUGCGCGCUUAGAAGGUCAAAGAGAAGACUUGGACCGGCAUAGCCGCCACGAGAAAUACGGCAGCAGACCGACUGAGCGAGAAUGGCAAGACGAUAAACGGCAUCGACCUCACGAUGAAGAUCGCGAAAGGGACUAUGGAAGUAGACGAGACCGUUCAAGAGAGCGGUCCAAGUCGGACAGACAUGGUUCGCGCUAUGAUGACCGAUCGCGCGACGCUUACGAUUCGCGGUACCACGGGUCGGACCGCCGAGAAUCUCGAAGACACCGCGUUAGCCGCGACGAGCCCUACGAGGACGGCCACGCUCGGAAGCGCAGACGAAGCAGAAGUCGGAGUCCGCAAUAA
Ceraceosorus bombacis is the source of this 1934-nucleotide messenger RNA. The record is from the annotation of a GenBank genome assembly. NCBI's taxonomy places the organism in Eukaryota, Fungi, Basidiomycota, Exobasidiomycetes, Ceraceosorales, Ceraceosoraceae.